CGGGGAGGCUACUGGGAUGAUUGCGGCGAUGCCCGGGAGGGGGAGCAGAUGGUCGAGAUAUGUAGAUGGAUCUCCGCGCGUGGUACGCGAUUGAGCAGGAGGUGUCCAGGCCAGGGGCUCGCGCGGGAAAAGGUAGAAAAUACGGCGGAGGGUACUGCUGGGACUGUGGCGCGGGGCGGGACGAAUAAAAGAAAAUCAUGCAGCGGCGUGGGAAAGUGGGCAGGCAACACAUGCUGCAUGUGCCUUCAUUUCUCCCUCACCUCAUCCAUCCGCUGCGCUCGUCCGCAAACCCGACGCGCGACUCGACUGUCUGCUCAUCGCCAUUCACGACCCGCACGACAAACCCGGCGGCGCAACGCACGCUAUUACGACCGACCGCAUCGACCGCAGCCCCCUCCUUCUCUCCCACACGUCUUUCGUUUACGAUUACCGGCUCUCCCCCUUCUGAGAUAUGGACAACUGGAGAGUUGCAGUACUAGGCGAUGGUGGGGUGGGCAAAACCGCUCUCGCAGUCCAGUUUACGCUAAAUUGCUUCGUUGAGACUUAUGAUCCCACAAUCGAGGACGCGUAUCGCAAGCAGCUAGUGGUUGACAAUAAAAUGUGCUUCGUGGAGGUCAUAGACACUGCCGGACAGGAGGAGUACGCGACGCUUCGCGAUCAGUGGGUACGAGAGGGCCAAGGUUUCAUCCUUGUGUACUCCAUAGCAUCCCGCUCCACAUUCGACCGGCUGGAGGUCUUCCGGCAAUCGAUGCGGCGCGUGAAGCGAGGCGACCCCAUAUUUAUGCUCGUGGGGAACAAGUGCGACAAGACCUACGAGCGGGAAGUGUCAAAGGAGGAGGGAGCGCAGCUCGCCAGACAGUUUGGCUGCGAGUUCAUCGAGACGUCGGCAAAGACCGCCCAGAACGUCGAGCGAUUAUUCACGACACUCGUCCGCGCAUUACGACAGACGAAACAAAUAGAGGCGGGACCGGGCGGUGGUCCAACCAAGCCGAAAGAAAAGGAGAAGAGGAAGUGUAUUAUCAUGUAGGGAAUUUCUUCUGGGAUUUACUGGCGUUAUAGAUUCCCUCCCCCAUUUACCUCAUUUGAUGAUACCACGGCCUUGCGCUUCGUUUUCUGCCCUCGCUGUCUUGCUUCAGCUCUACUGUCCAUUAUGUUGCAUGCAUAUCCCUUCUCUGACAUUUCUGUGCGGUCUCUCGAGUUCUAUAUCACUCAUAGGUUGUUUUCGUUGCAAUGGAGUCGUGUCUUAUCAUGCUCUCUUUCGCUACGUGGCGCUCGCGUUACGCGUACUACUACUAGCUACACGUCGGGCCACGUACGACCAAGCACCCUCAGGAGGUCGAUCGUAUGCGUAUAUGAAGAGGCGGACUCGCAGAUUAGCGUUCUGCUGUACCUACUCAUCUAUCUCUCUUACUAUCUUACCUGCACGCGCGCGAUGGUCGGGAGCGACACGAACUCUUCUUACACGUCUACCGAAGGCGAGAUUG
Molecule: messenger RNA, 1484 nt
Organism: Schizophyllum commune H4-8
Lineage: Eukaryota; Fungi; Basidiomycota; Agaricomycetes; Agaricales; Schizophyllaceae
Product: ras protein
Exons: 6
Coding region: 452-1027 (191 amino acids)
Biological process (GO): signal transduction
Cellular component (GO): plasma membrane
Molecular function (GO): GTPase activity; GTP binding; GDP binding
Source: RefSeq, a predicted model, not a curated record